GCGAAGUUCCAGCGUGAAUGGAUCCAGGCGGCCGGUUUGGCCCUUGAUCCUGGUUGCAUUGCUUGGUGCUGGCAAGGUUCUGAUUCCGACUGUCUCAUUGGCAAACGGGGCGGAAAUGCAGAGAUUGGCACUGGGGCUGUACAAUGUUCCGCGAGAUCAAGUGAAGGCAGUGAUUGACGCAGGGUUGGAGGCAGGUUUACGUCACUUUGACUUUGCAUCCUUCUAUGACAACGAGGCGGAGUGCGGUAUGGCGCUGCGAAGUUGGCUCAAAGAAGGCCACAGCAGAUCUGAGCUCUUCGUCACAACAAAGGUUUGGACCACCGACCUGGGAGAUCCAGCCGCUGCCGUUCGCAGCGCAGAAAUCUCCAUCGAUGAGCUGGGCCUGGGUGCGGUAGACCUUGUGAUGGUGCACUGGCCAAUGCCGGGCAAGCACGUCGCGGCAUACGUUGCUUUGGAGGAACUAGUGCGAAGCGGCAAAGCCAAAGCGCUAGGCAUCUCCAACUAUUCGCCGGCAGACUACGAGGAGCUGAUGGAGUCUGCCUCGAUCCCCCCGCUUGUGAACACCUUCGAGAACAACCCUCUGCUCUACCGCAAGGAGUGGUGUGACUUCUUCCAGGAGCAAGGGGUGGUAGUGCAGGCCUACAAGCCGCUGCAACGAGGAGGACCAGUGCUGAACUGUGAAGCAGUGCAGGAGGUUGCAGGGAAAUCCGGCCGAAGUCCAGCGCAAGUCUGCUUGCGAUGGAACUUGGAGAAAGGCAAUGCAGUUGUCUUCAAGAGCCUGACUCCCUCCAGGAUCCGUGAGAAUGUGGAGGUCUUCGACUUCGCUUUAAGCCCAGGCCAGGUGGGCACACUCGAUGCGCUGACCACGGAGGAGGUCAAAGCGGAAGCGCAGAGCCACUGGGAGCAGCGCCGUAGCGGCACGGACGCGCCCUGGGGGCCUGGCUUGAGGCCCGAGAAGCGGAUGCUGGAGGAAGCGGGCCGAUCGA
Molecule: messenger RNA, 986 nt
Organism: Symbiodinium pilosum
Lineage: Eukaryota; Dinophyceae; Suessiales; Symbiodiniaceae
Source: the annotation of a GenBank genome assembly